Messenger RNA from Truncatella angustata, 1215 nucleotides. RefSeq lists its product as uncharacterized. The record is from RefSeq and is a predicted model, not a curated record. NCBI's taxonomy places the organism in Eukaryota, Fungi, Ascomycota, Sordariomycetes, Amphisphaeriales, Sporocadaceae. The transcript has a single exon. Bases 216 to 749 code for a protein of 177 amino acids.
AUUUACGGUGGGCAGUGGGGUUAUAUGUGAGCUUAGAUUGAAAGACGUCCCUUUUUACCGCUGUCAACCGUUCAACAGGUUUCCUGCAGUUCACAACAUUUCAUACACCUAGACCUCAGUUGCUAUUCAUCACUAAGGCCAAACGAUCGAAACUACUAUAACCAAGAUACCUUCGUACAAUUACAUCUAAAGCUGCGGAGAAUAUUAUAAACAACAUGGGUUUGUGGAGAAGGAAACCAUCAGCGAGCUCUUCCGAGGGCAGCAAUCUAUCAGGCACAGUAACGCCUGUCAACAGCGAAGAACAGGAGCUCAGCAAGACCACGUCACGUUUCUCCAGGACAUUUGGAUGGUCAAGCAAACCGAAAAAGCCAAAGCCGGCCCCAGAAGACCCCGUGCUAGACCGGCCAUUCACACAACAGAAUCUUGAGCACCAAGCAUUGUUCGAGAACUUUACAUUCAACUUUGGCAGGCGUAAAUUGAGUCACGGAGGCCGAAGCACAACGAGCGGCAUCAGUCCAAGCGCCUCUAGGAAUACUAGCGUGGACUCCAACAAGCUGCCAUUAUUAUAUCACGACCAACACUACGGCGACCGGAGGGAUACGCAUCCCAAGUUCAGCAACUCGCUAGCCAAUGAGGCUCCCAAGGAAGUGCCGGGGGAGGAGUCGGAUGGUGACAUUCGAGAGCACCUGACGAUCGCAGCACCAGGCCCACCGUUCGAUACAUUGUCAACUCGCAGAAAUCUCAGUUGAGAACUGCCAUUUCAAGGAGUGAUACGUUAUAUAAGCGCCCUGCCUGGUCAAAUAAGUGAUCAUCCAGUUAGAGCUUCUUAUUUCAAACCAAAAAAUAAAUCCCACCACACGAAGGUGGAUACCCAUCUAUGGGGGGAGCGGAGUCGGCCACACAACCAGAUUGAUGCAUGAUUUCACGAUCAGGGGCAGAGCUCCUUUGCUACAUUCAAAAGCUGAGCUAUGCUUCCCACACAAAGCAGGAUUAGAAACGUCCAGCUGUAUGAAUUGUUCUUGGUGUAUUCUCAUGGGAAAAGUUCGGCGUUUGGAGCCCCCUCUAUGAUUUACGAUAAGUCAUGACGAGGCUGAGUCGUUGAUCGUCAGAUUUUGUACAGUACUGGUCUUCAGAUGAGAAAUGUUUACCAGCUUGUAUUGUAGUCCAGGAUAUCUCAGCACUAUAAUAUUCCGUUUUCAGCCCUUUCGGUAUACG